AAUCGCUGGUUCUCCCCCUGGCACUUUGCGGAGAGAGAUGCCACCACACCUCUUGAGGAAGCCGUCGUAAAUAAUCCAUCAGCGUCAAGCGACAAGCGCGGACACCCAGAGGAGCAGUAGUGAAAGCGCUUGCUGAAGUGAAGUGUGCGAAUUGCGAAUCUCGCGCAAUCCAUAUAAAAAGGCACCUGUCGCGAGCGGUCCAGAAUUAGUACGCCGGGAACAAUCGGUAGGGGUGGAUAUCCUUCGAUGCUUUAGAACAAAACGGUUACAGUUUGAAGUGUGUUUGAAGAGAGGCUGCAGAUUUGGGUAAAGCAGAUUGAGGUGGUGAAUAUAUGUGUACACAUAAUCAGCGAAAGGAAAAGUGAAUACAGACGACGGAAGUGUGUGCGUUUGGUUUUUACCUGAUCGAGCCAUCACUCUUUGACCCGAAAAUGACCUCAACCAAUCGGAGCGGUUUAAUUGCCAUUUUCGGCCUAAGCUUACUGCUGGCGCUGGUGCGGGCAGACGAUUGGCACUAUCCAACGCCCGCACCCAACGGAGUGGUCAACGAAACGGAACGCUGGGGUGGACAGUGCGACACCGGCCGGCGUCAAUCACCCAUCGAUUUGACGUACCAGGCGGCGGUCAAAGGGGAGUUCUCGCCAUUCCUUUUCAACAACUACAUGAGCCCGAUCCGAAACGCAAAACUGACCAACACAGGCCAUUCGGUUCAAAUCGACAACGAUGACCCAACGGUGACGAUGUUUGGUGGAGGCAUCCCGUCCAAGUUCGUCCUGGACCAGAUGCAUUUUCAUUGGGGUUCCGAGCACACCAUCAACGGCGUCCGGUACGCGCUGGAGUUGCACAUGGUCCAUCAUGAUGCACGCUACAAAACACUGGCGGAAGCAGCCGCCGUUAAGAACGCCGUCGCCGUUUUGGGUGUGCUCUUCCACGUUUCCCAGCAGGACAACACCCACCUAGACGUGGUGCUGGAAACAUCCAACGACAUCCGGGACGAGGCGGGAAAAAGUGCCACACUCAAGGGUAAACUAUCGCCACACAACCUGCUGCCCAAGAAUCGAACCUCCUAUUUCCGGUACGAGGGCUCGCUGACCACACCGACCUGUGCUGAGUCCGUCAUCUGGACGGUGUUCACCGAGAGUCUGCCCGUCUCGUUGGAUCAGGUGGAACUGUUCAAGAUCAUCCACGACCAGGCGGGUCACGAGUUGCUGAAUAAUUACCGCUCGCUACAACCGCUGAAUGCUCGUGCUCUUGUGUAUACCACCGAUUUGGGUGGCGCUAGCGGAAGUGGUGCAGGAUCGGUUAGGUUGGGGUUGCUGACGCUCAUCGGUACGCUGUUGGUAGCAGCUGUCCGAAGGGGAUGCGCAAUGUGAAGUGUUUCACUUGUGAUUGAACGGUGUAAAUAAAUGCUCCCCGGAGAAGGGGUAAUCUAUGAGAUUGCUGGGGCUUUGUUGAACCAGAGUCGUUUUUUGUAGCAUAACAUAGUCAAUGUGUCCCAAAGAAAAUCGGUUGUAAGUGAGUUUAUAAUACAUUAUUAUAAUUACUCUAAACAGAAUUUAAUGAAUGUUAGCAAUAUAG
Molecule: messenger RNA, 1578 nt
Organism: Toxorhynchites rutilus septentrionalis
Lineage: Eukaryota; Metazoa; Arthropoda; Insecta; Diptera; Culicidae
Gene: CAH7
Product: putative carbonic anhydrase 3
Exons: 4
Coding region: 432-1373 (313 amino acids)
Cellular component (GO): cytoplasm
Molecular function (GO): zinc ion binding; carbonate dehydratase activity
Source: RefSeq, a predicted model, not a curated record